AAUUUUAUAUAAAUUGAAUAUCAAUGAACUUAUUAUAUUUUGAUGAGAUUAUAGGAAAAAAUGACAAUUUCAUGCGACGUAAUAUAAGAAAAUAUAAGGAGAUUUGUUUUCGAAACUAGAAUAGAGAGAAGAAAGGACGGUUUAUUUUUCUCUCCUAUUCGUACGAAAAAUUGCGUACGUAGAAAUAGAUGGACUCUUCUAUCCACGAUGGAUUCUUCUUUGCCGACGAGCACGAAAAUAAAAGAGAGGUGGAAAAACAUUUCGAUCCUUCCCUUCGUUUCGCGCGAAACGUAAGCUUAUACCAAGCCAAAAAUUAACGCGAGGUUUAUAAAAACGAACGAAAUCGAGCGGGCGUGGAAAAAUGAGACGAUUCCCUUCCAAUUUCCAUCUAUUUUCAGAUUCAGAUUUUUUUCGAUUUCGAGGGAAAUUCGAUUCGAUGGUUUUCGUACGUAAACGUUUACCUAGCCUUUGAAUUAACGCACGCUCGGAAGGAACAACGUAGAAUCGGGCGACGAAAAUAUGGAGAUCGAUAUUAAGAGCGAGAGAGAAACAGAAAGGACAGAGAAUGAGAAUAAUAUUGUACGCGUUUUUGUUGCACUCGUUGUUCCGUCUUGUCCACGCGCUGGAGAGGGAGGAGACGACGUUGGCCGGAGUGGAAAAGAGGGAGGAGAAGGAGGAGGAGGAGGAGGCGGAGAUGGGCAUGGAGGAGGUGGGGAUGACGGAAGAGGUUAUGGAUCCGAAAAUAAAGAUAACCGAUGUGCCCGACGUGGAAGAGACGACCGAAGAGUUCGACCCGAGUUGGGACAAAAACAAAGUAAUACGGGACGUGGCCUAUUACAUACGUGGCCACAAAUUUGGCGAUUUCGAUCGUCGUUAUUACAAGAGGUACGAGGACGCGGAGAAAAAACCGUACGAGGAAUUCCCGAAGCCGGCUCUCAGAUCUCUGCACUGGGAGGUGCACAGAUACUGCGACGCGAGUUUCCUCGAAUGUCUGAGAUAUCUCGAAGGCGUCAUCGAGCAGACCGCGCUGAAGCGGCAGGACGACACCAUCACAGCUAUAAAUGAACAGAAAUGGGUCGUGCCCGACAAUAUGCAGCAGAUACAGUCCGUUCAAAAGGAAUGUCUAAACGCGAUGGAGCGUGACAAAAAAGUGAUGCCGCCGUUCGAAGGUCCGAUAGAACGAUUUCAGUGGCGCACCACGGUGAGUUAUUACAUGUGCUGGUACACGAUGCUCGGCGUCCCAGAGCUGAGCAUUUUCGGUGAGCCGUGCGACAAUCACGCGAACUGCGAGAUCCAGCCAACGGGGGAUCCGAGGGCCGAUGACACGGAACCGUAUGCCUGCGCCCUUUACAGCUUCUGCCCGGAUCAUUGUUGUCCCAUGAAACGUAUCGGGGAUAUGACGGAUUGCUACCAGUCUGAGGCCAACCCGUGUUACGCUGGGAACGAGCCAGGUAACAGAGAGUGCGAAUUGAACCGAGAGAAGAAUCAAGAUUUUCUGAGCUUGGUUGGGAAUCAGAUCAACAUCAGCUGCCGUUGCGGCGAGGCCGGGUACGAGUGGUCCGCGAGGUACGGCCUUUGCGUGGACGUGAACGAGUGCGCCACCGGCGAGCACAGUUGCUCCAUGGACGAAGGGGAGACGUGUUGGAAUAUGCCGGGCAGUUACGAGUGCGUUUGUAAAUUUGGCUACACUUACGACGAGGAGCAGAGGGCGUGCGUGGUCAGCCCGGAGGUCGACCUCGUAUUGGCCGGUUGGAAGGAGGAGGAGAACGUCACGGAGGAGAAGAACAUUAUCGAGAUGAUCGUGAAAACUCUCGCUAGAGCUGCUGCCAAUCGCCCCGUGAUCGAUCGCCCCAUCCUUUUCACCGUGAUCGUCGUCCCACGCCUCCUUUCGUUCCGAGAAAUAGCGAUUUUUCGUGCUUUUUAUCCGUUUUUAGUGGGACACCGUGUAUAGGAUGAGAUCGAGCGAGACUCGAUCGAUAAUGGAUCGAGUAAUUGGAUUAUGUUAAAUUGUGUUGACAAUGCGACGAACUUAAAGUUACGUAAUUUCUCGUGCAGAUAAUCAAUCGUUUCCUAGAUUAGAAAGAAGGAGACUCUUCGUUUCUCUUCGUUUUUUUUUUUUAGAUUUAUAAAUACAAUGUUACACGUUGCGAUUAUAUAAUAUGAUGAUCGUGUCGGGAUCAAGGAUACAGCGAUGAAAAAUGUUACUUUUUCCUAGAUUUAUAUAGAUUAUUUAGAAAUACGAUUUAAUAUUGUAAUUUAAUAACGAUAAGGUAUAAUAAUUAUUCGUUUCGUUUGUAACUUGCGUAAAACACUUUUUGUUAAGUACUAAGUUUAUUGUAAUUGCGUGUGUAAAAAUGGUAUCGAAAACAAUUAUUCGUUUCGAAAAGGAGUGGCGAGAGAGCGACUACUUGCAUCUGCAGCAAUUCAAAUUUUAAUCUUGGCGCCAUUUCAUACGUUUCUUGCUCUAUCGCGGCUCCUCUGGACGAUUAUUUGCGCUGGGGAGAAGGGAGGGGGGAGAAAAACAAUAUUCUCCCCCUCCCCUCCUCGUUGCUCGCGCGAUAUUUAGCAUAGUAAUCGUGGUUGGGAAUGGUAAGCGGAAAGCAUGAUGUUUAUUCCUUUUUUUUUUUCUUUUUUUUUUUCUCGUAACGAAACCGGAUAAAUUCGAUCCCUUUGUAACUCACGGUGACAAAUGUAACUUUAUCGGGAAAUUUAUCACGGUUUGAGGGUGUUUAAAGGGAAUACGAGGUACAUAAACUUAGCAUUUAAAGGGUAGUUUCACCUCCACGCUCCCCUUAUUUUUCUCGAGAAAAACGACCCUUGACGGCAAUCCAAUUUUCCUCGCGCAGUCAGUUUAAAGCGAUCGUGGUUGCAUAUCGUUAAAUGUAGCAAUCUAACUAUAUGAAAUAUUUGGAAAAUCCAUGCGAUUAUUUUUUUUUUUUUAAUUGGAAUACUCGAACAUUAUUAUUUAUGGAUUUAAUAUUCUUUGUUGUUAAUGGAAGAUUGUUGUAAUUCAUUAUCGUUUUAUUAAUGUUACUAUUUAAUUUUUCACUAUUUAUAUAUGUAAGCGAUCAGAUAUGUUAUAUUUUCUAGAGGCAGCCUAACAUUGUGUCUAUCGUACAAUCAAAAUCGAUCAAACCUGCAAAGAUGACAAAUGAACGAUUCUUUGCAAUUAAAACGUUGCAAGAGAUCAAAAUGUGUAAUUAACAUCGAUUGGUAUUGGAGAAAAAAAAAUUUAAUGAACGAUUCUUCACAAUUAAAAGUUUUAAUUGAAAUUUUAAUUGAAACAAUUUGCAUAUAUGAUCGAAAUUGAUUGAAGAGGAAAACUUAACGAACGAUUCUUUAUAAACUGAAACUAAAGCUAAAACUAAGAUAGGUGAAUCUAAGAUCAAAAUUAAGAUCAAUGUCGACCAAAUAUAUACAUAUUGUUUAUUAUUGAAAAGAA
Molecule: messenger RNA, 3442 nt
Organism: Apis mellifera (honey bee)
Lineage: Eukaryota; Metazoa; Arthropoda; Insecta; Hymenoptera; Apidae
Exons: 4
Coding region: 566-1951 (461 amino acids)
Molecular function (GO): calcium ion binding
Source: RefSeq, a predicted model, not a curated record